UACUUAGACUGGGUUUCCUAUACGCUCUAAGCGUUGGCUCGGUCUGCAGUCUCGCGCGGAGUGUAUAGUCGAGUAGUGGCCGACUGGUGUGUGUGUUCCCACUUCUCUUUACUUCCCUCGCUUCUGUUAGACCUCGCGUUACCAGAGUCUAUCAGUCGCGUUUGUACAAGAAAUGGAGCUCGAGCAGCCAACAGCGCAUACGAAUUCCGAUCCAGAAAGAAAGACCAAGGAGAUCAACAAUGCAACUGGGAAUCACAACGAUACUCAUAUAAAUGGCAUGUCCAAUGGAUUUGAUAAAAAAAGAGAACAUAAGUCAGAUCAUAAGGAUAAAGACAAAGAACGAUCUCAUAAGUCGGAUCAUAAAGACAAAGAGAGGAGUAAAGAUAAGGAUAAAAGUCAUAGGAGUGAACACCGGGAUAAAGACAAGGACAAACAUAAACAUAGUUCUAGUUCCGUUAAGGACAAAGAUAAACACGAUGGUAGUAACAGCAGCAAAGACAAAGAUAGAAAGAGUAGUUCGUCGUCGAGUAAGGAUAAAGAACAUAAAAACAGUAGUUCCUCAAGCAAAGACAAAGAGAAAGAUAAAAAUAAGGACAGAGAACAUCAUCACAAAUCUAGCUCCAGUUCUAGUUCCAAAGAUAAAGACAGACAUCACAGUAGUUCCAAGGAUAAAGAAAGCUCUAGCAAAGACAAAGACAAGAACAAAGAUCGGGACAAGGAUAAACACAAGCAUAGCCUGAGUUCAAGUUCACGAGACAAAGAUAAAGAUAAAAGUAUAUCCAAAGACAAGGAAAAAGAGAAGAAACAUUCAUCGGAAAAAGAUAAGGAAAGACAUUCAACAUCUCAUACGAAUGACAAAGAAAAGCAUCGCUCUGCUGACAAAGACAAGGACAAGUAUAGUUUAUCUAGUAAAGAUAAACAUCGCCAUGAAAAAGAUAAAGAUCGCCAUCGUCAUGACAAAGACAAAUCUAAACAUAAGGAGGAAAAAGAUAGAAAGGAGAAAGAAAAAGAAGAUAUUAAAGUGAAAGAAGAACCAAUGGUUGAGCAGCCUAAUCAUCAUAUACAAGCUGGAGAGUUUCAAUUUCUAAGUGUUAGUUCAAUUAUAAAACAAGAAAUGAAAGAGGAACCAGUUUCACAAAUUGAACCAGAAGAUGAUGAUGACAGCGGUGGUGAACAACCAUUAUACAUUAAAGAAGAAGAGGAUGAAGAUGAGCCUGUUAAUGAACAGGAAGCUAGUAUGGAUUCAACUGAUGGAAAUGAUACAAGACUUUCAGAUCUUCAUAACACGACUAUUAAAACUGAAGAAGAAUCAGAUGAAGAUGUGCCUUUAAGUGCAAGAUCUGUGGCUCCUACAAGCAUUAAAAGAUACUUGGAAUCAGAAGAAGAAGAAGAUGAUAUUCCUCUUUCAGCACGUAAAAAGCCUAAAAAAACUGAAACAAAAACAAAGAAGAAGAAACGAAAGCAUGAAGAUGAUGAAGAUGAAGUUGAACAAAAACCAAAAAAGAAAGGUGCAAGAGCAUCGAAAGGAGAAAAUGCAAGUCCACGAAAGAAAAAACAAGAAGAAGAACAAGAAGUUUGGAAAUGGUGGGAAGAAGAAAAAAAGAAUGAUGGAACAAAAUGGACAUUUUUGGAACACAAAGGACCAGUAUUUGCACCUGCAUAUGAUCCUCUUCCUCCUGAUGUGAAGUUUUAUUAUGAUGGUAAAGAAAUGAAAUUGAGUCCAGAAGCAGAGGAAGUUGCCACUUUCUAUGCACGCAUGUUGGAUCACGAUUAUACUACAAAGUCUAUGUUCAACAAUAAUUUCUUCCAAGAUUGGAGGGAAGUAAUGACUGACUCAGAAAGAUCUAAAAUAAGAGACUUAAGUAAGUGUGAUUUUAAGGAAAUGCAUGCAUAUUUUAUUCAAAAAAGUGAAGAGCGAAAAGCAAUGACAAAGGAAGAAAAGCAAAAAAUAAAGGAACAAAAUGAGGAAAUUCAGAAAGAAUAUGGUUUUUGUGUUAUUGAUGGGCAUAAAGAGAAAAUAGGAAAUUUUAAAAUUGAACCACCUGGUUUAUUUAGAGGCCGUGGUGAACAUCCUAAAAUGGGUAAAUUGAAAAAGAGAGUCAUGCCUGAAGAUAUUCUUAUCAACUGUUCUAAAGAUUCCAACAUACCAAAACCACCUUCGGGCCAUAGAUGGAAAGAAAUUCGACAUGAUCCUAAUGUUACAUGGCUUGCUUCUUGGACUGAAAACAUUCAAGGACAAGUAAAAUAUGUCAUGCUUAAUCCCUCUAGCAAACUCAAGGGAGAGAAAGAUUGGCAAAAGUAUGAGACUGCUAGGAAGUUAGCACAAUCUAUAGAUAAAAUUCGUGCUGAAUACAAAGAAGAUUGGAAGAGUAAAGAAAUGCGUAUAAGGCAAAGAGCUGUUGCCUUGUAUUUUAUAGAUAAAUUAGCUCUGAGAGCUGGUAAUGAAAAGGACGAAGAUCAAGCAGAUACUGUAGGUUGUUGUUCUUUGCGAGUAGAACAUAUUUCAUUGCAUGAACAAAAGGAUGGAAAGGAAUAUGUAGUUGUGUUUGAUUUCUUAGGUAAGGAUUCCAUAAGAUACUACAAUGAAGUGCCAGUAGAAAAACGUGUAUUUAAAAAUUUGCAACUCUUUAAGGAAAAUAAAUCGCCCGGUGAUGAUCUAUUUGAUCGUCUUAAUACAACCGUCAUGAAUAAGCACUUGAAUGAAUUGAUGGAAGGUCUUACUGCUAAAGUAUUCAGAACAUAUAACGCGUCAUGGACGCUACAGCAACAAUUAGAUAAAUUGACAAAUCCUGAUGAUACAGAAGCUGAAAAAAUUUUAUCAUAUAACAGAGCAAAUAGAGCAGUUGCAAUUUUGUGUAAUCAUCAACGUUCGGUACCUAAAACUCAUGCGAAGUCUAUGGAAAAUCUUAAAGUAAAAAUAGAAGCUAAGAAGGAAGCUAUAGCUGAAGCAGAACUUGCUGUGAAGGAUGCCAAACGUGAUGCCAAGCAUGGAUCUGUUAAAGAAAAAGUUGUAUAUGAUAAAAAGAAGAAAACAUUGGAUAGAUUAAAAGACCAGUUGACAAAAUUGGAGGUCCAAGCAACGGAUAAAGAGGAAAAUAAAGAAAUUGCAUUAAGCACCUCCAAGCUGAAUUAUCUUGAUCCUAGAAUUACUGUUGCAUGGUGCAAGAAAAAUAAUGUCUCCAUUGAGAAAAUUUACAACAAGACUCAAAGGGAUAAGUUUAGAUGGGCAAUAGACAUGGCAGGACCGGACUACGUCUUUUAACCCUAUGAAGAAUUGGUUAUUUUACAAGAAAAUAAUUCCCACUGAUUGUAUUUAGUGAAUUUUUUGUUUUAAUAAUCUGAAGAAAAAAUGGUAUAAUUUUCUAUAUUUACAAGAUGAUAAAAGCAGGAGGGUGGAGACAUAUUUUAUAUAGGACAGUGCGUUAAAAAUUUUGGUGAAGACAUUAUAAUUGAUGUGUAAUAACGACACAUACUCAUAGCUCUAGAGCUGAUCGCUUAGCAAUCAAUGUAUUAAAAAUUUUAGCGGUCGCAUUCGCAUAUAGGCGUUGUUUCAAUUGACCUUAUAAUUAUCGAACACGAAAAUUGAAUAGUAUGACAGAACUUUAAAUUCCUUAGAUAGAAUUUCUGAUGUGUGUGAAUUAAAAAAUGGAAGCAAGAUUCGUGGAAGUGAUCUAAGUUUAGAGGACAUAUUUGCAUUAUUUCGAUAGUACAAGAAUUUCAUGACCUCUAAAUUUAGUAGUGUACACAAAUUCAUGGGCUGUAGCAUUGUAAAUAGAAUUUAUUCGUGAAAACUUUGCCAGCCGAUGGAGAGAAAAGUGUGCGUGUAUUAGGUCGAUAAAAAAAAUUAACGCGUCUGCCAAACGAGUAGGUAAUUUUAUAUUUGUUUAAUCUGACUUUUCUUGUAAAUGUAUAAUAUCAUCAGUGGAAAGUCAUUUACAUCGUGCAUUAUAACAUUCUAGAAUAUCUAGAAUGAUUAGAGUGUUGGAAUCAUGCGCUCUAUGUAAUUUUUUAGUAUCAAGUUUAUUGAAAACGAAAUUGUGGUUAGCAAACUUAAUUGGAAUAUAUAAUGCCCCAAAAAAUAAUUAUGAUAUAGUGAUGUAUUUAAAAAGUAGAUCAUCGCUUUUAGCGAUUUAUGUUUUAUAAAACAAUGUUUAGAUUAUAAUAAAUGUGAACACAGUGUAUCUUUAACAUUUUUUUUUAAAUAUUUGUACACAUACGAACCUUAUAAUCGUUAUGAUAAGCAUCACGAAAGAAAGCUGCUGGUUUUAAUGUGUUAAAACCUCACUUUUCACGCUCACUUAGCAAUAAGAAAUUCUAAAACAAAAUUAGUUUUGUUUCAAAACUGUAUGAUCGAUGUGAUUUUAAUAGAUACUAAAUACGUCUUUAGUAGCAAGAUACACAAAUCAGUUGCAAUAGUUUUCAAAAAUCUUAAUUCUAAGAACAAAAACAUAUAUUUGUAUAUGUAACUAAUGGGACUCAAGUUACAUAUUAAUCUUUGAAAAUACGAAAUAUCUCACAUUAAUUUGUCACGAGCAUAAGUAAAACAUACUUAGAAUAAAUCAUACUAUUUAUCUUGGAAUGUAAAACAGCGACGAGUAAUUCCCUUUCAUAAUUAGAAAAAACGUAAAAUGUUAUUGAUUUUGAAUAUAUCAUAAGUAUUAAGUUUACUUCCGUUUCUAAUAUCUUAUAUUCGUAUUGCUGAUUGCUCGUCACUGACAAAAUAUUCCUACGACUAUGUUGUAUACAUACAAAUAUACUCGAUUACUUACACCUAUAAUUAUAUAUAGGUAUAUAUACAUAUAUAUGUAUAUAUGUAUAUAUAUGUAUGUAAAAUACACAUACACACACAUAUAUAUAUAUAUACAUGUAUAUAUAUAUAAGUAUAUUUUAAAAAAUUACAAUAACAAAAUUAUACGAAUGUAUAAUCAGAAUGGUGGUUCUUUAAAAUCCCUACAUUAACUGCACGUUAGUUUACUUUAUUUAUAUGACAUGAAUUGAAGCAUUUCGAAAAAGUUAAGAUAUUAUUAUGACUAUUAUAAUCAUCAUCAUUAUUAUCAAAGACCACUAUUCUCACAAAACUGCCAAUCAUUGUACGAUUAAUUGUAUAAUUUAAUAGUCUGACAUGCUACAGAACCAGUUUCUCAGAUUAGAUAUAAGUUUUGUAAUAUCUUAAGAGUUCCAGCUACAAUUUAUAAUGGCUAAAGAAUUUUAUUUAUAUGAAACACACUUUACUACUGCUUAGAAGUAUAAAAAUAUUCAAUUUCUGUUAACUGAUAUUAAUACUAUUUUUAAUUGUAUCUUUUUUUUCUCCUAUUGACAGCAGCGAAUAUUUUUUUGUGGGCAAAACUGGUACUGUGUGAUAGACUGAAUGUUAAUUUAUAUAAUGACAUAAGUAGACUGAAUUUAAGAUACACAUGUAUGCAUAUGUAUAUCGCAUUCUUAACUUACAAAUUGAAAUUAUUUGCAAUAUAGGGGUUAGUAAUUACAUAAUAUUACAGAUUAUUAAAAAAAGAACAUGCAAUCAGAGAGUAGGCCUUUGAUAUCAAAUGUUUUAUGCACGUAACGUCAGAUGAUAUAACAUUUUUAACUUUUACAAAUUGUGAAUGGCAAAGAAACGCAAUCGAUAUAUCUAGUACAAUGUGAUCUGUGCACAAAUUAAACGUAUAUGUAUAUUUCGGACAUUACCAUUUCUAUACGAUGCUAGAAUAAUAAAACUUAUAACGUCGAAAAAUUGGUUCGUUUAUUUAACAUGUUGGACGAUCACUUACUAAUUAUAACCGAAAUUUCAGUUAUUAAUAUAUUUCAUAUCAUAUUGUGUAUGGAAUUGAAAAUAAACUUGAUGUUUGUAAUAUCUUAAGGUGCAAGAAACAUAAUUAAAAAGUCAUUCUGAUUUUUAUUCAUUUAUUACUAAAGAGCAAAGUACAAUAAUAUAAUUUAUUACUGCAGUUAGUGGUAAUAGAAAUAAAUUACUAAUAAUUUAAUUAAAAUAAUCAUGAAAAUUUGUAAUAAAUAUUAAACGAUGUAAAAACUUACAAACAUAACGUCCCAUAUGCGUGCAGUACGAUUUUAUUUCAAAUUAAAUUAAAUAAAUAAUAAAAAUUUCGCCUAUUAUCAAUGUUUCAAGCCAGAGAAAACAUUAAAAGAUGUGAAAUGCGAAAAAAGAAACAAAAAAACUAUUAAAAAACCUAACAAUAAAUAAAUAAUUUAACGCGAAGAAGAUAAUAUUAUAGAAAGUAAUUAAGAAAAUGUAGAAUUACAUUUUCAAGUUAUUGUAUUCUGGCUAGUGAAACAUUUUCAAUAAAUAUUACAGCUUAACUAAAAAGGAGACAUCGUAGUGUAAUAAGAAAUACAUUGUUCAAAUAUAUCAAUAAUAUAUAUAUAUUAUUAUUGAUAUAUUUGAUAUAUAUAUAUAUCAUAGAAGGCUGAUAAGGCCACGACCACUGAUCAAUUAUAAUACAUAUUAAAACAAUUUCUCGUAAAGAUGUGCAACACAGAAAAAUUGGUGAUAUGCAUUAUUAUGAAGAAAAGAUAACUAAAAGUCAAAGAUUGUAUUGCUUUCAGCCUUUCAUCGCAUUAAUACAUCAUACUGCACAUAGCAUCACCGUUUUAGUAUAUAAAAUAUAAAAUCUUGAGAUUAAAUGAAAUCUUUUUUUUUGGUUAUUAUGUCACAGCAGAGUAAUUACCAAAGUGGUAGUUCCUACUUUUAACCCUUAGCACUCCAUAUGAUUUUGUAAUCUACCAAUAACUCCAAGCCGUUUUUAUAGUAUCUCUAGCACAAAUAAAAAAUGUUAUAUUGUAACAUCUCUUAGAUUUCUUUAUUUUCCUUCUUAAUACAAAAUUUGGAUGUAUAGAAGAUCCAGUAAUCUUAGGGUAGUUCUUCUACAUUUAUUCAUUAAAAUAUUUAAUAGUAUGUGUCAUAGUGGAGCCUACAGAGUGCAAAGGGUUAAACAGGUAGACUAGAUUAGGCUAAAUCACUGUUUGUUUCAGUAUUCUAUUAUUUUUGUUACACGUAACAAGAAAGUGUUACAUAGAAAAAAAAUGUCUUGAAUGUUUAUGAAAAUAACAUUCUAAAAUGGUCAAUGGUCAACUUGAACCAAAGUCCAUUCUUUUAUUAGUGUAAUUAUUGUUAACUUUUCUUUCUUUUUUUUCUUCUAUUCAGAAUUCGUAUCUAGUACACAUAAUUAACAAUAAUAUUUGUCAAUAAAAAUGCUAUGUUAUGUUUUUGAACAUAUUUUAA
Molecule: messenger RNA, 7237 nt
Organism: Nomia melanderi (Alkali bee)
Lineage: Eukaryota; Metazoa; Arthropoda; Insecta; Hymenoptera; Halictidae
Gene: Top1
Product: DNA topoisomerase 1
Biological process (GO): DNA topological change; chromosome segregation; DNA replication
Cellular component (GO): chromosome; nucleolus
Molecular function (GO): DNA binding; DNA topoisomerase type I (single strand cut, ATP-independent) activity
Source: RefSeq, a predicted model, not a curated record